This is a messenger RNA of Chironomus riparius, 1573 nucleotides long. Lineage: Eukaryota; Metazoa; Arthropoda; Insecta; Diptera; Chironomidae. The record is from the annotation of a GenBank genome assembly.
AAAAAUCCAGCAUCGCACUAUUAUAAAUCUUCAGUAUCUAUUGAACGAUUGUUAAGACAAGACGGACAAUUUUGAAAUAUUGUUAUAAUGGUAGAAUUAACAGAGAACGAGUGCUUAACCAUAGCAAAAAAAGUUAUUGGACCAAAUAGCUUCAACAUUCUUAAUUAUUCAACCAAGCGUUUUGGUGACUUUUUAGGAUAUCUCGGUGAAUACUAUCGACUUAUCAUCACCGUUAGAAUUAAUUCUUGUGAAAUUCGAGAUUUGCAAUUUUUUGUCAAAAGUUUGCCAAUCGUUGACUUUAGAAAUCGCCGAGACAUGCUAAUUGAAACUGGAAUUUUUUGUAAGGAAAUGAAGAUUUAUGAAAGUUUGCUUCAAAAAUUUGUGAAAUUUGAGAAGCUUCAUGAUGACAAUGAGAUGUGGUGUCCAACAAUUUAUUUAGUUCGUGAUGAUCUGAUUGUAUUUAAUGAUCUUACAAUUAUUGACUAUAAAAUCCUUCCAUUCUCAACUUUCGACUUUACACAGCAACAUGUGGAAGCGACUCUGAAAUCUCUGGCAAAUUUACAUGCUUGCAGUAUUGCUUAUGAAAAGAAAGAGAAAAUUUUAAUUGGAAAGGAAUUCAGCGACAUUCUUUUUGAAACUUCAAUCACAGACAUUCCGUGGUUUACAGCCGGGUUAGAAAUCAUCAAAAUUAUAGCCAGAGAUGAGUUUGGAAUUGAAAAUUCUAAUGAAUUUUACGACAAAAUUUUUGGUGUCAUUGAAGUCAUGGAAAAAUCUCCGUUUGAUGUUCCAAAAGUUUUGUGUCAUCGCGACAUUUGGAAGAACAAUUUGAUGUUUGGAAAUGAUCCUCUCAACUGCAUAUUAAUUGACUUUCAAACAUCUCGUUAUCUUUCAUUAUCUGUUGACGUCACAAUGGCAAUCAUUUGCACAACCAAAAGGGCUCAUUAUGAGGAUAUGAUGAGCUAUUAUCUUCAGUUUUAUCAUCAGCAACUUGAAAGUAAAUUGUCAAAAUUUUCAAUAAAUUUGAAAAAUAUCAUGAAAUAUCAAAAUUUUCUUAAAAGCUGUCAAUAUCAUAAAAAGGUUAUGUUGGUCUACAAGACAUUAGUUGUAACUGAAACUCAAGUUCCUGAAGAAUUGUUUAAUGAUUUUAGUAAAGAAGAUCAUGUUGAAUAUUUGGGUGGAGAUCGAUGGAGAUUGGUUAAAAGAUUUAUGGAUAAAGAUGCAAUGUUUAAACAGAGAAUUUUGGAGUCAGUUGAAGCUGUCAUCGAUGAGUUUUGUGAUCAAAAAAAUUAAAUAAUCAGCAUAGUUAUGAAGCAAAAAAGAUAUUUAUUUUUCAAUGUUUAAAUUCCUAAUAUUUUAAGCAUGGUUCUGGUUCAUAUCUUAAUUACUUAAAUAGACAAUUAUUGAAUUUUAUUUACUCAGACUUUAAUCCAAUUAAAGUCUAUCUCGAAUUCCAGAGAAAAUGACGCAAUGUUUGUUUUGUUUACAUUUUUUGCGUAUUUCCGAUUUGUACCUUAAUAAACCAAAAUAUAAACAAUUUUUUAUGUGAUUCAGAAAUUCCACAUGUAUUGAAAAC